Cuscuta campestris is the source of this 951-nucleotide messenger RNA. The record is from the annotation of a GenBank genome assembly. Lineage: Eukaryota; Viridiplantae; Streptophyta; Magnoliopsida; Solanales; Convolvulaceae.
GUGAAUUUUUGUGACUUGCACAGGUGGGAUGUAAAUGCUAGCACUGACUAUUGUUCAGAGCAAGUUCAGAUCAUAUUUUCUGCACUCCACAGCACAAUUUCUGAGAUUGCAGACAAAGCAUUUAAAUACCAAGGACGUGAUGUGAUGAGCCACAUAAUUGAGAUCUGGUUGGAUUUGAUGAAUUCUAUGUUAAGAGAGGCUGAAUGGACAGAAGAGAUGUCCGUGCCGACAUUGGACGAGUACAUGGAGAAUGCUUACAUAUCCUUUGCCUUAGGACCAAUUGUCCUACCGGCCCUCUACUUAGUCGGGCCAAAGCUCUCGGAGGAGAUCAUCCAGCACCCCGAAUACCACCACCUAUUCAAGUCAUUGAGCACUUGUGGCCGUCUUCUAAAUGACUUAAAGGGUUUUGAGAGGGAAUCAAAAGAAGGGAAGCUAAAUUCUCUGUCAUUGCUGGUUACUCAUAGAUGCGGGGGUGUGACUGAGGAAGAAGAAGCAGGUGUGAGAGAGAUAACCAAUUUGAUCAGUGCUAAAAGGAGAGAGGUGCUGAGGUUUGUGUUGCAGGAUGGCGGCGUGGUUCCAAGAGAUUGCAGAGAUGUGUUUUGGAAGAUGAGCAAAGUGUUGCAGCAUGUGUAUGCCAAAGAUGAUGGUUUCAGUGCACAAGGGAUGAUGGAAACUGUGAAGGCAAUUCUCCAUGAUCCAAUUGACCUCCAUUUGCUCUCUUCCGAAAAUUAAUUGCUCCGUUUGAUCUCUAAAUAAAUAAGUGGCACUUAUUUUAGCAUAAAAUAAAAGCUUUGAUGAGACGAUUUGGUUUCCUUAUUUGCUUCAACUGAGGAAAGAAAGAAGAUAUACGGAGUGAUUUCGGAGUGGUUUUUUUUUAAUGCCUAAGCAAUCAAGAGUGUUACUUUGGUGUACCUUUUAGACCUUCUCACAUAAAAAAUAAGGAAAUAUUUA